Thunnus maccoyii (southern bluefin tuna) is the source of this 4292-nucleotide messenger RNA. RefSeq names its product vang-like protein 1. The record is from RefSeq and is a predicted model, not a curated record. Gene Ontology annotation, biological process: multicellular organism development. Gene Ontology annotation, cellular component: plasma membrane. NCBI's taxonomy places the organism in Eukaryota, Metazoa, Chordata, Actinopteri, Scombriformes, Scombridae. Bases 346 to 1956 code for a protein of 536 amino acids. The transcript has 9 exons.
UUCCUGACUGCCAGAGUGAUUCCUACGGUUACCAAGGGCUGCUUCCUACUGUAGCCUACCGUGUGCUCUUGGGCAAACUAUUUAUAACCUCUGGAUAAAUUAUCAACCACGGGAAUGAUAUCUCCACCAAUAAAAGGUUGAUGUUUCCUCAUCGGGCGCCCCCAGGGUUGCUUUCAAGCCUGACUGCCGACAGCUCGCCACCUCUGUCAGCCUCUUGAGUGAGCCAAUCAAUCGCCUCCAGCUCAACAAGACCGGGUACAAGCUUCCGCUGCGUCCGCCAGCGGUCGAGCCGAGCAGCCUCUGUGUUGCCCCUCAGCCCAGCUGCCUGGGUAGGACUGCAUCACCAUGGACACGGAGUCCACCUACUCGGGCUAUUCCUACUACUCCGGACGCUCACGGGGAUCCCACAGGCAUGGGGAGCGAAGCCGGGACCGCCACAAGUCCCGCAGUAAAGACAGCCGCUCAGAAAAGUCUGUAACAAUUAACACGCCACCUGCAGAGCCGCUGCUGGGCGACUCUGCUGUUCGGGGUGAGCAGGUCCAGGAUGACAACUGGGGCGAGACCACCACGGCCGUCACCGGCACGUCAGAGCACAGCCUCUCUCAGGAGGACAUCGUCCGCAUCACCAAGGAUCUGGAGGACAGCGUGGGGCUGGACUGCCGCCGUUACUUCACCCUGACCCUUGCCGUGAUCCUGGGGUUGCUGGUGUUCCUCACGCCGCUGGCCUUCCUGGUGCUCCCCCACCUCCUGUGGCCGGAGAGGCUGCAGAGCUGCGGCACGGCCUGCGAGGGCCUCUUCAUCUCCGUGGCCUUCAAGCUGCUCAUACUGCUGCUGGCCGUGUGGGCGCUCUUCUUCCGGCCGCCGCGGGCCGGCCUCCCACGGGUCUUCGUAUUCCGGGCGCUGCUUGCUGUGCUGGUGCUGCUCUUUGUGGUCUCUUAUUGGCUGUUCUAUGGUGUGAGAAUACUCGACUCACAGGAUGAGAACUACCAGGGUAUCGUGCAGUAUGCUGUGUCGCUGGUGGACGCUCUGCUCUUCAUCCACUACCUGGCCAUCGUCCUGCUCGAGCUGCGGCAGCUUCAGCCGUGCUUCUCUGUGUGCAUCACGCGCUCCACAGACGGCGAGAUGAGGCACUACAACCUGGGACAGCUCAGUAUCCAGCGGGCAGCACUUGCCAUCUUAGAGCACUACUACUGUGACUUCCCAGUACAUAACCCGGCUUUGCUUUCCGCCUCCAAGUCCCGCGCCGCUAAGCACCUGGCCGGCCUCAAGGUCUACAACGUGGAUGGUGAGUUCCCAGCAGGCCCCGCUGAGGGUCCAGGGAACAACGCAGCAGCAGGACUGGCCCACUCUCAGUCCAGAGCCAUGAUCGCAGCCGCUGCCCGCCGCAGAGACACCAGCCACAACGAGCUGUACUACGAGGAGGCCGAGCACGAGAGGCGCGUCCGCAAGCGCAGAGCCCGGCUGGUGGUGGCAGUAGAGGAGGCGUUCACCCACAUCAAGCACUUGCAGGAGGAGGAGCAGAAGAAGGCUCCGGGGGACGUGAUGGACCCGCGAGAGGCAGCGCAAGCCAUCUUCCCAUCCAUGGCUCGAGCCCUGCAGAAGUACCUGAGGACCACCAAGCAGCAGCAUUGCCACAGCAUGGAGAGCAUCCAGCAGCACCUGGCCUUCUGCAUCACCAACAACAUGACGCCCAAGGCGUUCCUAGAGAGCUACCUGAGCCCGGGUCCGACCCUGCAGUACAGCCGGGACCACUGGAUGGCCCGUCAUUGGACGCUGAUCAGCGAGGCGUCAGUCACCAGCGGCCUGAAAGACGGCACUGUCUUCGUGCUCAAGUCUGUGGACUUCAGCCUGGUGGUUACUUCUAAGAAGAUCCCCUACAUCCAAAUGUCAGAGGAAUACAUCGACCCCAAGUCACACAAGUUUGUCCUGCGGUUACAGUCCGAGACCUCAGUGUAGGACUCCAAGCUUUUUUUUUUUUUAACAAAUUUUUAUUCCUCACGCUGUUUCGUUGCUCUCAAAUGUUUUCAUUUUGGGUUUGCAGUUUUUAUUUUUACUUUUUUUUUUUUUUUUUGUUGGAAUUUUUAUAUAUUAUAUAUGAAUCUAUAUAUAUUACACACAUGUUUGAAUAUAUUGAUCUUUUUAUGUUUGAUUUGGAUGAAAAACAAAAGAAAGAAACAUGAUUUUGACGCAGGAUUACAGACUUUUUAAAAAAAAAAAAAGGUUGUGUGCACAUAUGUGUGAGUGUAUGUGUAUAUGUGCUGUACGUGUGUAUGCAUGUGUGUCAUUUCGUGUCAACACAAUCACUCGUUCUUUUUUACAUUUGAGAUGCUGGAGCCAAACAUGAUGGGAACAUUUGUUUCUGACGAUCCGACGGAGACUUUGUGAUCACUCCUUUAUUUCCACGGGACAGACAGACAGACAGACAGACAGACAAACCACUAAAGACUGCAAUGGUGUGACUUGGAUUUUGAUAUUUGAAGCCUGACGGAAACACAUGACAAAUAUCCUGCCUGUGCUGCAACAUUUGAAAGUAUUCGGAGACUCUUUUUGGACGUCGACAGAUUCGAAUGGAUUUCAUUCUCUCCAUGAACAGAAGGAUUAAUCUCCCCUUAAAAACAAACCAAAUUUAAAAAAAUGAAAUUCAAUCAGACUUUGCAUUAAAUGCACAUUUAUGUAUGUUUAUAAAUUAAAUGACUACGCUUAAAAAGGAGUGGAAAUCUCAGCCUGCUCAAAAAGGAUGUUGGACUACUUUCCUCUGGCCACAGUCUCCUCAUCAGUACUUCAGGACGUCUACACAGCUCUGGACAAACGCUUUUCUUGACAGUUGAGAUGUCAAAUUCCAACCCGUGUCACGUCCAGCCUAAGCAGCACCCUCGAAAGCUAUAUUUAGCAGCCAAAGUGGGACGCUUUGCGUUGUUUUGGGACAUGAGUCUUCUCCAGGUGCAACGGAGCAAAAUCACUUUCCACUCCAGUUGGGAACAACACACACACACACACACACACACACGCUAUGUUUAAAACGCUGCAGUGAACUCAGCAUGAACCAGAUCAUGCAGUAAAGAGAUCCUCAGAGAUGCACACACAUCAAAACAAAUUCCCAAAACAUUUGCCCUGCCUCAUCGGUUCAGUAACCUUCUCAGGUCUUUCAUGUCUGCCGUAUCUGCCUGACGUGAUGGAAAGGGAAGGCAGAGCAGAGUGAAAACAGCCGCGAUGUCUAAAAUAAAAAAGUACUACUGAUUACUUCAAACCAGAUUUCCCCCUAUGUGGGUUACUUCUAAAUAUUUAAAGUAUGAUCUCAUCUAUCAGGGCUUGCACGGUUCGCGUGUAUCACUAGAACUCAUUAUAGAUGACACUGAAUCAACAGUGCAUCAAAAGUGUGAAGGGUGGAACCUCCUUCCCAACUGGACCAUCUGGUUUUCCCCAUGCUACCUUGUCUCGUCAAACAUGCUCACAGUGAAUACCUUGAGGUCAGCUGUGUCGAAUGUUUCGUCACGUCACUGGACUGACUCAGAAGGCAUUUUUCUAACAAUUCAAUUCAAGAUAAUCCUACUAAAAUGACUUGUAAGGUUCUGUCAACACACAAACUUGAAGUGUAAGCCCCCCCUACUGAUAUGGUUAAUUCCAUAAAGGUAAAAUAAAGGUAAAAAAAAAUCAUAUUGAUCUUUAUAACUCACUCAAGAGGCAAAAUGUGUCAUGCUAAUAAUAUCUCCUGUAGCUAUGAGCAGUGUUGUCCCCUACUGCCCCCUGGCUGGUGAACCUGAAAUUGUCAGUUUCAACAUGUUUUCACACAAAACAUAAAGAUACUGUUCAUUUUUGCAAAAACCUUUCACUGUAAAAAAUUGCUAAACCACCUGGACAGAACUCCAAAAGACAUUAUUGCUGUUUCCUACAUAAUGCAGCAACAGCAAAUACCUUUUUUUAACAGCUGCCACUGGUCAUAUUUUGUACCUACUGACAGAUGAACUUUGUAUGAUCCCAAUGUGACUGUGCCUCCUGUUUUUACACUGUAUCUAUUUAUGUAAACGAGCAUGUGUGUAUGUAUGCCAUUCCAGUUCACAUGACCAGCCUUCCCCCCCCCCCCCUAAUCCCCACCACCACCACCCCCCCCUUUACCCCGGUCUCCUCUACAUCACCGUUUGUCACGCUGUUGCCAGGUUACAGUCCUCUGUCAUGGUUUGGUUUUUGUUGGACAGCUUUAUGAUGACGUGACAAUGUUAAGACGUUUCAGUUUCACAGCAUUAGCAUUUGUAAAAGAAGAAACAAUAAACAUUUUUAUGAACAUUUGUAAAACU